Messenger RNA from Cinara cedri, 2069 nucleotides. NCBI's taxonomy places the organism in Eukaryota, Metazoa, Arthropoda, Insecta, Hemiptera, Aphididae. The record is from the annotation of a GenBank genome assembly.
UACAAAUCAAGAACACCGAGAAGAGAGCAGAUCAAAUGAACUCAAAUGGCCACAUAUUUCUAAUUAUUUCGAACAACCAAAGUCAAGUGACUUAAAUUUAAAUUCGAACAAUUUAAUAUUUAAAUGCCUUAUCUGUGACCCAAAAGAAAAACAAGUGUCUACUUCUAAAUUAUCUAAUUCAAAUCUUAGAACACAUAUAAAAGUAAGAUACCUAUACGGCUAUACCUACCUUUAAAUUAUAUGUAGGUAUACAUUGAAAUUCAAGUUUAAAGUUGAUUUCUUUUAAAAAAAAACUAUAAUUGUUUACAUGGUUAUAUCAAAAAAUAGAUUGAUAUUAAUAAUUGUAUUUAUUAGUUCAAUAUGCAAUACUUACAAAACCAUUUAUAACUUUAACUUUAUUUUGAUGUUUAUAUACAUACCUAUUUUUUUUUUAUCUACAUCAUUUAAAAGAGUAUUUGCCGUUUGAGCUAGAAUAUUUUACAAAUUAUUUUAUUUGUUGUUUUUUCAGCUUAAUCAUCCAAGUGAGUUGAUAGAAUUUAACAAUUGUGCCAAAAAAAAGACCAUUAAAUUCUUCUACGUUUAUAGCUCAUAAACAACUAAAAUUGAGUGAGGUUGGUAAAGUACAACCAACCAAAAAGUUGAAUCAAAAUCAAUUUGACAGGGAAAAUAUAAAACUAAUAAUUGAAACUGUAUCACAUUUUUCAUUUAUCGAACAUCCUGCAUUUAUAAACUACUGUAGUGUGACAUCUAAUAAAGUUCCUGCAUCAUGUAGAAACUUCAUGCGUGAUGUAAAAUUUUUAUACGCCAAAAUGAUUAGUGAAAUUGUCCGAAACUUGGAAAAAAUUAAAUAUGUAUGUAUUACAGCAGAUUGUUGGAGCAUAUUUCACAGGUAAUAAUAUAUAAUAUAAUAUAAUAUAAUUAUAUUUCAUGUAGAUAAAUUAAAUUUUUAUUUUGAUUAUUUUAGAUCAUACAUAGGAUUUACAAUCCGCUGGAUUAAUCCUCUGACAUUGGAAAGAUGUUCUAAAGCACUAGCUUGCAGGCGAAUGAUAGGAUGACACACAUAUGAUAAUAUUGCAGAAUCAAUAGACAAAGUGCUCAAUGAAUUUAAAAUUCAAAAUAAAACAACUUUAAUAGUCACAGACAAUGCUGCAAAUUUUGUAAAAAGUUUUAGGUAAGUAGGUAUUUUUUUUUAUACUUAAUAAUUUUCCAUUGUUAAAUUUGAUUUAUAUUUUACAAGAACUUCUACUAAUUACUAGAGGCCAGAUUUCUAUGUCCUCAUAAAGAUUAAAAAAAAAUGUUUUAUGCAGUUAAAAUUAAGAAAUAAUUUCUCAUAUGUUACUUUGAGUUUUCCUUCAAAAUAAGCUUUUACUAAAACAGAAAAUGAAUAUUUUGGUUUUUAACUGUUUCAAAAAUACAAACUAUUAACUUUUUAUGUUAAUUACUUUCAAUAAAUUCAACCAACAACUUUAAAAAAAUCUAGUUGAUAGGUAUUUCAUUCAUAAUAUUGUUAAUAAAUUCUAAAUGCAUAUUGAUAUCAGUUAAAUUUUUAAAAUAUUUAAAUUAGAUUUAAUUAUUAAAAUAAUUUAAGAUGAAAAAUAAAUCAAUGGGAUAUUACUGUUUGCUUUUUUGGUUAAUAAAUAUUAUAUAAUCAAAAUAUAAUCUCAAUUUCAUUAUUUUAUAGAGUAUACAGUAAAAAUGAUAAUGAUUUUGCUACAAAUGAUGAUAUUGAUUUAACUGGGGUUAUUGAAGUCUCUGUUGAAAUCACUAAUGCUCUUAGUUCAGAGCAGAACAUUGAUCAACUUCUGAAUAUAUCAUUGCUCCCACACCAACGUUGUUCGGCUCACACAUUAAACUUAAUAGCAUCUGUUGGUAUUCAAGAAGCUGAAAAAGAUUUUGCAUAUAGGACCAUAAGCCUAAAAGUGUUUAAAAAAUGUCAAGCGAUUUUCAACAAGCAAAAUCAGUCUACAUUAAGUGCAGAUAUAAUUAAAAAUCAUCUUGGACGGUAUCUCAUCACACCGAAUGCCACCAGGUNUACUAGUUUCAAUAAACUAUAUAUAAUUCAAGAAUAA